Symbiodinium necroappetens is the source of this 345-nucleotide messenger RNA. The record is from the annotation of a GenBank genome assembly. NCBI's taxonomy places the organism in Eukaryota, Dinophyceae, Suessiales, Symbiodiniaceae.
AUGGAUCACUAUGGUCUCCAGGCGUUCAAGGAUGCCGUGGUUUCUUACUCUGAGACUGGUGGGCAGCUUAACGCACAGCUCUUGGAAAAGCUGCUCCUUUUCGUGUUUGCCACAGGGUUUGCCGCAGGGUGCGUCUUCCUCGGGGUUGGUCAGUACCUGCGCGCUCGCUAUCUGACUAAGUCAGAUGAUUGGCCAGAGAUUUUUCUUACCUCAAGAGGUGUUUGCUAUCACGUGAAACGUGACUGCGCAAGCAUCCGCCACACCACUCCGUCUGUACGCAGAAUCUGUAGUUUCUGCUCAAGGGAGCCGUCCAGACUUCAAGUUUCGACCAAGAAGGAUGGCUGA